AUGCGGGGGGUCCCCGCCUCGGGCAAGUCCACUGUGGCCCACGGCAUCCUGCGCGAGCACCUGGCUGCCAACGGGGUGGGGCCGCGCCUGGACGAGAUCGCCCCGAUGAGCCGCGCUUUCGUGUUAUCCACGGACGACUUCUUCAGCCCCAUCAACCAGGAGACGGGCGAGGAGCUCACGUCCUACGACAUGAGCAAGAUCAGGCGGCACCACGAGCGGAACCAGGCGCGCUGCGACAUCGCCAUGGAGCUGGGCGUCACCCCGCUCAUCGUGGACAACACGAACUCGCGCGUCUGGGAGAUGCGCGAGUACGCCAAGAUGGCGCAGGCGCACGGCUACCGUGUGAUUGUCAAGGACGUCAUGGCGUCAUCGCAGGUUGGCUUCGACGUGAUCAAGGAGCGCUUGCUGGCAAGGCAGGCGCAGACGGGUAAGGAGAUCCCCCUGCACGUCGUUGAGGGCAUGAUGAAGAGGUGGGAAACACUUCCAGCAGACCCGAGCGCGGCGGUCGCUUGCAUCCUUGAGGCGAAGGCCCCGUGGGAGCAGAAGGACCAGCAGGCCACCAAGUGA
Prorocentrum cordatum is the source of this 567-nucleotide messenger RNA. NCBI's taxonomy places the organism in Eukaryota, Dinophyceae, Prorocentrales, Prorocentraceae. The record is from the annotation of a GenBank genome assembly.